AUGGCGAUAGAUUUCCAUGAUCGUCAGAGUGGGUUCCGCCACAGGGAGGUGAUAAGGUUCAUCAACAGUGAGAUUAUCAUGAAUGAUGGCGGCCCCGAAUUUUAUGUGGCCUUCCGCUCGCAGCCCUGGACAGAAGUGGAGGACCGACUUAGUACCGUUGUGGUAGACUCGCAGGUGCCCCGCACCAUCAAGAGGGCCUGUGCUUGGAGUGCGCUGGCCCUGAGUGUGCGUGCGACCGCUAGGCAGUGGGAGCAGCAGGCACGCCAGGUGCUGAGUAUGCAGGAGAAGAUGGAGGGGCAAGAAGAGUUGUCUUUGGCGAAGACCGCAGAGCUGCAGCGACUGCGUGAGGAACACGAGGAGGCCAAGAAGCGGCUGUAUUCCACACGGGCUGCCCUGGAGCAGGCCCUGAGUAAACGCAACAUACUGCAUGGGCAGCUGCUCCAGACAGAGAGAUCGACCCAAGGGGUCCCACUACCCUUGGAUACAGUACCUCAGCCCCAAGCCCAGCCGCAGGGGGCCGAAGCGUGGACCCUGAAUGCAGACCAGUAUGGAAAUACUAUUGCCAUGGGGGCACAAGGCUGGCUGCAUGGGGAAUCUCCCAUGGUAGGCACAGCACCUAUGGCCUACAUGCCCAGUCCACCGAAUCCUUUCACCCCAGUAAUUCAACACCCUUUGCCAAUGCCAGGGCCACAGCCAUUCCCAUUCCAUGUACCACACCCAGUGGCUCCUGUAGUAGUCACGGGAGCAGAAUCGACAGCAACCCCACUUCAGAUGCCACCUCAAGGGCUAUACCAACCUCACCUAUAUGCUCUGAUGGACUUUCAGGCACACACGCCUCCUCUGUGGAACCAGAGUUACUAUGGCCAGGGGGAAUGUCUUUACACCCCCCACGGCACGGCUCCCCUGGGAAACAGCAAGUUUAACAGUCAGGAAGAAAGUCCAAAGAGGUUCCAGGAGACAGCCCCCCUGGGGAACAAUAGUAGCCUCCAUCAGGAGGAAGGUCCAGGGAGGUCCCAGAAGACAGAGCCCUUGGGGGACAGCAAAAGCCAUGAUGUGAGAGACAGCCCAAAGAAACAGAAGCCUCAGGGGCAAAAGGCCGAGCCACCAAAUGGGAAAAAAGCCUCAGAAUCCCAACAGUGGGAGAAGCCUGCCCAUGGCAGCAGUACAGCCAUUUGGAAGUGCCAGUCAUGUGGAUGGAAGAAUUUUUCAUGGCGCACGGCCUGCUAUAAAUGCAAGGAAGUCUACAGAACAGAUGACAGCGGAGACCUUGACCCAGGACAAGCUCCUCACUGA
Chrysochloris asiatica (Cape golden mole) is the source of this 1293-nucleotide messenger RNA. Its product is annotated as testis-expressed sequence 13A protein-like. Lineage: Eukaryota; Metazoa; Chordata; Mammalia; Afrosoricida; Chrysochloridae. The transcript has a single exon. The coding region runs from base 1 to 1293 and encodes 430 amino acids. The record is from RefSeq and is a predicted model, not a curated record.